Molecule: messenger RNA, 1554 nt
Organism: Candida albicans SC5314
Lineage: Eukaryota; Fungi; Ascomycota; Pichiomycetes; Serinales; Debaryomycetaceae
Exons: 1
Coding region: 1-1554 (517 amino acids)
Biological process (GO): transmembrane transport
Molecular function (GO): transmembrane transporter activity
Source: RefSeq, a predicted model, not a curated record
AUGUCACCCAAAUAUAAAAAUUAUUCUGUCAUCAAUUAUCUUGCUUUCAACUAUGCUGGAUUUGCAUGUGUUGCAAUAAUAGUUUUCCUUUCUUCUACUCAACCAUUUUUUAUCAAAGAAAUCAUUGGCAUUGAUCCCACUACUGCCACCACUUCCACCACUUCCACUAGCAAAAAUUCAAAAGAUGGGAAAAUUGGACAUAUUGUUGGAGGAUUAGGGUUCAUUGAUGAAUUAACUGCCAUGAUAGUAGCACCAUUAUUAGGAGCAUUGAAUGACAAUUUAAAUUCAAAACAAUAUAAUGGAUCAAAAUUAAUUCAAAGUUUCAGUUUUAUUAUUAUUGCCAUUUCAUUAUUUGGAUAUGCUGUAUGGUGUAAAAAUCUUGUUCCAGAUAUGUUUAUAUUUCGAAGUAUAUUUGCCAUUGGGGUAACUGGAUGUAUGAGUAUGGUUACCGUCAUACUCAAUGAAUUGACAAUAUCUGAUUUUGAAUUUUGGCGUUCAAAUAAGCAAGUCACUUCACAAUACAUUCCUUUAAAUCAAGAAGAAGAAGGUGAAGAUUCUGAUGAGCAACAACAACAUACUAGCCCAGACACAUUAAAGAAGAAUGGGAAAUUUGCUGGUUUAAUGGGAGUUUGUACUGGUUUGGGUGCCAUAUUCUCUGUUUCCGUUUUUGUUACAUUGCCAAUAAAUUUGGGUAUGAAAAACGCUUAUUUGGUGGUAAUGGGUUUUGCUUUACUCUCCUUUGCAAUAUUAUUUUCCUUUUUGUAUAAUGUGAAUGGCAAAGAUAAUACUGACAACAACGAAAACGACAACAACGACAACAACAAUAACGACAUCUCUACGAAAAAUGAAUCAUACUUUCAAUUAUUGAUCCAUGGCUAUGAAUUUUCUAAACACAAUAAACAAGCACAAUUAGCAUACGCUGGAUCAUUCGUUGCUAGAUCAACUACAGUUGCCACUGCUAUGUUUAUUCCAUUAAUGGUUUAUGAAUGGUAUUAUACCAUUGGACAAUGUAAAUCAAAUAAUGAUAAUGAAUGGGCUGGUAAAUUGACUUGUCAUGAAGGUUAUGUAUUUGCAGCAAUCUUAUCAGGAGUAGCACAAACAGUAGCAUUAAUAUCUGCCCCUAUAUGGGGUUAUUUGGUCGAUGCUAGAAGAAUUGGGAAAUGUAAUACUUUGGGAUUGGCAGCUAUUGUUGGUAUGAUUGGUAAUUUUGGUUUGAGUUUGAUUCAUUCAUAUUCUUCAAAUACUUAUAAUCCAAAAACUUUUAUCUGUUUCUUCAUGAUUAGUAUUAUUGGAUUAUCACAAAUUGGUUUAAUUAUUAGUAGUAUGAGUGUAUUGAGUGGAAUACCUAAUGCCCAUGAUAUUAUGGGGUCAUUGAGUGGACUCUACAGUUUCUGUGGUGGUAUAGGUAUUAUGAUUAUUAGUUCUUUGGGUGGUUAUUUAAGUGAUCAUUGGAUAUUGGGCCCAUUUUUUAUAUUGGGAUUGUUUAAUGUUGCCUUGUUGGUGAUAUAUUAUUCUUAUUCUAGACAACAGAAAUCAGGCAAUCUUGUAGUAUAG